Molecule: messenger RNA, 2112 nt
Organism: Bathycoccus prasinos
Lineage: Eukaryota; Viridiplantae; Chlorophyta; Mamiellophyceae; Mamiellales; Bathycoccaceae
Exons: 1
Coding region: 1-2112 (703 amino acids)
Source: RefSeq, a predicted model, not a curated record
AUGAACGAGAAUGAUGAGGGGAGUUUGAGGAGGAAAAACGCGAAUUCGUCGACUUUAAUGACGACGAAUUUUUCGGGAAAAACGAAGAAUUCCAUCAUCGUUGGUGGGGAGGGAGAAAAAGCGGUGACGAAUACUACGACGACGAAGAAAAGUUUGAACGUUGUUGAAGAGGAGAAUAAAGACGAACAAUUGAGCAAGUCCAACAACAACUCGUCCAACUCGUCUGCGUUCAAAUCGUUCAUCGUCGACGCGCAAAACUCCUUCAAAAAUUUAACAUCCUUCCAAGAGAUGAAGAACAACUGGUCCGAUUACGUGCAAAAAACGCACGACGCGCAGAUGAAACUACUGGAAGAGAACGCGUUAAAAUUCUCGAAAGAUUUGAACAAGAUGGGAUUAAAAGUACACUUCAUGCCGGAAGUGAUGAAAACGAGAACGGAGAUGGAGUUUCGCGGGUUACGGAAAGCAGAGCGAGAGGCGAUGAAACGGUUUUGUUUUCACACGGCGAAGUUGGUCAGGCGCGAGAUUCAACUGAAAGAAGCAGAGAAGGAGCGGAGGAAAGCGAUGGAGGAAGAGCGUUUGACGGAUGAGAUUGUCGGGAGAGUGAAUGCGUUGAAAAUGAAAGUGGAAAAGGAGGAAAAAUUGAGAGCGGAGGCGGACGAGGCGUUCGCGAGCGCGUACGCGAAGUUACGGGAGAGAGAACAGUUCAUCGAGAAUAAUACGUUCGUGAGCAACGCGUUGGCGGAGAAGCUUUUAGGACCAGGGAAUGUAGCAUCUGGGAAUGGAAGUGAUCUGCGGGAUAAAAAUGGAACCAGUCCACCGAAAAAGAACGCGAUGAUGAGUGGUCGAAACAGUCCAACCGACCAGGCGGCAGUCGCCGAAAAUAGUAAGAAAGAGCUUCAUCGUCGUAAAGAAGAAGCGAGCGAAGCGUCGACUUCGGACGUGUUGAGCGACGCGCACACGAACGAUGACGACGACGACGACGACGAAACUGUGAAAGAGAGUGGGUACAUUCGUAAAGGCAACAACGCGUGCGACGAGGACGACGAAGACGAGGAUGGCACGUCAUCCGUCGUGACUCGCUCGAUAUUAACCGCUUUAUUGCAAAAGAGACAUCUCACGGAGGACAAAAAUCCACAAGAGAUUAUCAAAUUAGAAAGAGAAUUGCACCAAAUUCGAUGCGUCGUCGCUUUGCAGCGCAUAUACAGACGCGAAAAGCACUUGAAGACGAUUCGAAUGAAACAAAAACGCGAGCGCGAUGCGAAAGUGCGCAAAGGUUUGAUUACGCUUUUCGUAUUCGUAUGCGCGUACUUUGGCGUGAAAUUCGUGGGACUCGUCCUAGCUAUCAUUCGUAACGUACACAGACGAGUGUUCGUGAUGGAGCCGUACGAUAGGUCGAUCGUAUACGCAGGCAAAGAUGCAUCGUACCAACCGCCUUGGUAUGUGACCGCUGGGAUCGUCGACCUCGCGCCUUUAACGCACGCUCGGUAUUCCAUCGCCAUGGACGAACUCGAUCAGCUCGCCGCCUCGGAGAAAAAGAAGAAGAUGAAGAUGAAGAGCGAUGAUGACGAUGAUGAUGAUAAUGAUGAUAUUACCAGUAGCAGCAGUAAUAGCGCUCUCAUCGGUAGCGUAGAGCUCGCGCGAUUACGUGCAAAGUACGAAAAGAACCUCGAAGUCCAAAAAUUGAGCUUCCAAUCCGAAAUCGAACAAAGACAGUGCAAAAGAGGAAAAGCGUCAAAGUCGGCGGGAGAAGACGUUCGGGAGACGACAACGAAGCGCAUCGAAAUUUCGCAAAGAGCGCUCGAACGUUCGCUCUCCCGCUCUCGCCAACGCGAACUCGCCGCCAUCGCGCGACUCGACCAAAAAACCAAACAGUUUGAAAAAGAAAAAGAGACGCUCUUAUCGGGACAAGGAGGCUUCGCCGCGAAACUCGCUCGCCGGUUUUGGACGACGAGCGUCUUUCUCCUGUUGUUUCUUUCCGCGUGGUCGCUGCAACAUCGAGAGACGAAUACGACUAGAAAUAGGGUAUAUCGUAGCAUCAAAAGCAAGUGUAAUGCGGUUUUGUCCGCCGUGUUCGCGUCGAAGCUUUUCACGUCCUCGUCUGAAUCGUCGUAG